UACUAUGGGCCACUUUUUUGUGGUCCAUGGUUACACCACCUGCUUUUGACCUGCUAGUGCAGGUCCAGCAGGUAUUUUUAAAUUUUUAAAAAAUAAAAUACUUAAUAUAUUAUAUAUAAUUUGUUAUAUAGUUAGUAAUUUUCUUAAUGUUGAUUUGCACUAACUGAGUUAGGUAAUUGUAUCAGUAAAAAAAAAAAUUUGGAACAUAAUUAAUACAACUUAAACAAACUACUAAUUGGGUCAUGUAAUUAAUACAUACAACUUAAACAAACUAACACAAACUACAAUAAAUUUUCCCCUCCUUUCUAACUGAAAAUAACCCAAAUUCAUAUCCCGAUUCACCCCGAUUCAUUCACCCCAACUCCAGGACGGCUAGGGUUCAUGAGGUUUGAUUCUCAUCUUCAAAUCCUAUCCAGAUCUGACGCCUCCCUUCUCGGCAGCUUUCUUCUUUCUUCCUCAUCAACAGGUUCGUUGUCGCUUUUACCUUCUCAUUACUGCAUCUUCCUUCUGUGAAUGAUGUUGUAGAGGUUUUAUUGCUUUCACCUUCUAAUGAAUGUGUUCGAUCUGGGUUUCCUAUGCAGUAGUGUGGAACGGGUUGGUUAGGCGGUGGGAACGGGUUCGCUAGUGGGAACGGGUGGGUUCGGUGGCUGUUGAACAUGUCUUCCCAUACCCAGGAGUCUAGGUCGAACACUCUGAUAGAUGAUGCAGCACUUGGUUCCUCUGCGCUUCAGGGUCCUCAGCAUGUUGUUGGAGUAAUGGUUGAAGGAGGGGAAGGUGAUGUACAUGUCUUUGUUGAUGAGGAACAAGGGACUGAUGACGUUCAGGAAAGUGGAGAAGAAGGAGAAGAGCAAGGGACUGACUAUGAUGAAGAAGAUGAAAAAGAGUCUGAAAAUGGGGUUGAAGAACAAAAUGUUGAUGUGGAGCCGCCAACUGAGAUUGCUAUCAAUGGUUUAGAAGAUUUGGGGAUGGUAAAUUUCAAAGAACUAUCUGUCAAUAACAUAGUCACCUAUCACUUUCCGGAUCGUGAGGUUGCUUACUUGUUCUACAGUUGGUAUGCUCGGAUGCAUGGAUUUGCUGCGAGGAAGGCUAAGGUUCUAAAAAACAAUCACGGAGAUGUAAUCCAACAGAGAUUUGUUUGCUUCAGGGAGGGUAAAAGGAUAGAGAAAGCUGAGCCAGAGGUUGAUGCUCAUGCUGGUGAAAAGAGAAAGCGUUUUCCGAAAAAGGCCACAAGAUGUGAGUGUAAGGCUUAUUGUCAGGUCCAUGUUCAUAAGGAUAACAAGCGUUGGCAUGUUAGAUCUGUUUGUGAUGAUCAUAAUCAUGUACUUGUUGAAGAAAAUUUGAUUGGAUUGGCACCUACUCAUAGGAGAAUGAAUGAGGCCGACAUUACUCAAUUGAAUUGCUUUAGGAAGUCAGGCAUUACAACUCCACAGGCUUAUGGUGUGUUUGCCAACCAGAUGGGUGGAUAUCAAAAUGUUCCAUUUGGACCUAGACAAAUGUACAAUGAAAAAUUUAAAAAGAAGAAGGUGGAAGUAUGUGAUGCUAGAGGUGUGCUCGGUUUCUUACGUAAUUUGAAGGAAAAGGAUCCUGACUUGAUGUGGAAACACACCUUUAAUGAGGAAGGAAGGUUGGACAAGUUGUUUUGGAGUGAUGGAAUCAGCCGGGACAACUAUUUGUUGUUUGGGGAUGUGUUGGCAUUUGAUGCCACAUACAAGAAAAACAAGUACAAGCGGCCACUUGUGAUUUUCUCUGGAGCUAAUCAUCACAAUCAGACAAUUAUCUUUGCUGCAGCUUUAGUUUCUAAUGAGAAAGAGGAGACAUAUGUUUGGUUGCUUCAGAAUUUGUUAGAUGCAAUGCGGGGGAAAGAACCGGUAUCAGUGAUCACAGAUGGAGAUCCAGCAAUGAAAAAUGCGAUUAAAAGUGUGUUUCCAAAUGCGCAUCACAGGUUAUGUGCUUGGCAUCUUCUUCGGAAUGCAGUUAGCAAUGUUGCAGAACCAAAGUUUGUUCAAAUGUUUUCAAGAUGCAUGCUAUGGGAUCUUGAAAUUGUGGAGUUUGAGGACAGAUGGGCUCAAAUGGUUAUUGAAUGUGGGUGUGAAGACAAUGUUUGGGUUCAUGAUUUGUAUGAGCGGAGGAUGAUGUGGGCUGCUGCAUAUAUGCGGGGUGAAUUCUUUGCGGGCUUUCGUACAACCUCUCGGGUUGAGGGAUUACAUGCCCAAGUUGGGAAGUUUGUAGACUCAUGGAACAAUUUGACAGAUUUUAUGCACAACUUCUUUCGAUAUAUGAGUUAUCGGCGACAAAGGGAACUUGAAGCAGAUUUUGCAUCAAUGCACGGUGACCAUGUGCCGCAAACACAAUUGAAGAGGCUUGAAAAAUCAGCUUCCAACCAUUACACGAACAACAUUUUUAGGGUUGUCUCUAAGGGUCUUCACCGGUGUUUGAUGCUAAAGAUAUCUAGACCUGCCUGGAAUUCCCUCAUCAUUAAUUAUGGGGAGAUGGAGCAAGUAUGCAAAAGAUGGGCUUGA
Messenger RNA from Lotus japonicus, 2519 nucleotides. RefSeq names its product protein FAR1-RELATED SEQUENCE 5-like. Gene Ontology annotation, biological process: regulation of DNA-templated transcription. Bases 657 to 2519 code for a protein of 620 amino acids. The transcript is spliced from 3 exons. NCBI's taxonomy places the organism in Eukaryota, Viridiplantae, Streptophyta, Magnoliopsida, Fabales, Fabaceae. The record is from RefSeq and is a predicted model, not a curated record.